AUGAAACUAAGAAAAAUAUCAGCAGCCAUACAAAGAGACACCACGGUGCAUCUGAGUGCUGAGGAGAAGGCCGCCGCCACUGCUCUGUGGGACAAGCGAGAUUUGGUGAGUGUUGGUGCCAAGCCCCUCGUGAGGCUGCUGGUGGUUUACCCCUGGACUCGGAGGUUCUUUGAGGCCUUUGGGGACCUGUCCAAUGCUUCUGCCAUUAUGGGCAACACUAAGGUGAAGGCCCAUGACAAGAAGAUGCUGAACUCCUAUGACGACGUGAAAAACCUUGACAACCUCAAGGGCACCUGUUCCCAGCUGAGUGAGAUGCACUGUGACCAGCUGCACACAGAUCCUGAGAACUUCAGGGUGACUGGCAAUGUGCUGGUGUAUGUGUGAGCCUGCCACUUGGGCAAGAAAUUCAUCCCAGAAGUGGUGGCCGGUAUGGCUAAUGCCCUGGCUCACAAAUACCGUUGA
Molecule: messenger RNA, 462 nt
Organism: Manis javanica (Malayan pangolin)
Lineage: Eukaryota; Metazoa; Chordata; Mammalia; Pholidota; Manidae
Source: RefSeq, a predicted model, not a curated record